This is a messenger RNA of Oryzias latipes (Japanese medaka), 1701 nucleotides long. It is a transcript of the gene iapp, whose product is annotated as islet amyloid polypeptide. Gene Ontology annotation, molecular function: hormone activity. Gene Ontology annotation, cellular component: extracellular region. NCBI's taxonomy places the organism in Eukaryota, Metazoa, Chordata, Actinopteri, Beloniformes, Adrianichthyidae. The record is from RefSeq and is a predicted model, not a curated record.
GCCCUAAAACUCCAUCAUGUGUCCAGAGGGCGGCUUUCUUUUUGACAGAGGUCCCGCCCCCGGCGCCGGAUGGUGAAGGGUCGGCCCCAUCGGGCCGGCUGGUGACAACUCUGACGAAGCCGGUGAUGAGGAUGGUGACGUCCAACUCAUGUUAGUGUGAAUUAAAAAAACAUUGGAACGUAUAGGAGUGCAUCUCUGAAAGCCACCCCACCCCUCCUGCUCCACCAGCAUCACCCCCCCUUUGAUGUAAAUCAAAUGUCUAUAUUUGGAGGGAGCUGAUGUCACCAGAGUUUGGAGUGAGCGCCUAUAACUGUUGGCGUCGCUCCUGCAGACCUGCAGCGCUGGACGGCUGAGCUGACAGACUGGGAAAGCACAGCAGCAGGCCCCCCCCUGACCCGCAUCAUGCAUCACCUGAGGCUGCACCGGCUUCUCCUCCUGGUGCUUUUGUUUCUGCGCUGCGUUGUUGCCGCUCCAAACCACCGGUACUUCAGUCCCGCCUCGUCCUCCGAGCAGGAAAACGUUCCCCCGGAAAGCGAAGACUGGUCUCUCCCCGAGUUCAUCGCUUACCCGUUCCUCAGAAUGUUGGGGCCGCGGCCGCAGAGAGAUCUCGCCGCCAUGAACAGUCAUCACUUGGAGAAAAGGAAGUGCAACACAGCCACCUGCGUCACUCAGAGGUUAGCAGACUUCCUGGUCCGCUCCAGCAACACCAUCGGAACCGUCUACGUCCCGACCAACGUGGGAUCCGCCACCUAUGGGAAGAGAGACCUACGGCAGCGUCGCUACCUGUCCCUCUAGUGCCGGGGGGGGCGGGGACGCAUUGGGGGGUGAAAAUGACAUCCCGGUCACAGUUUUCAUCGAUUUCAAAAGCAGCAGUGCCUUUAUUUUAAACCAGACGGUGUUGUUCUCUCUCAGCUGUGGUUUGUGACGUUUCUCCACAACAGCAUUAAGGAAAUGCAAAGAAAAAAAACUGGAACAUAUUUAAAUAAAAGGGAAAACAUGUAAAGCCAUUGUAGAUAAAUGCAUUUUUUGUUUUGAUAAUAAAAUGUAAAACAGAUUUGUAUCUUUUAAAUUCUGUCUAAGGUCACAUUCAUCACUGGAGCUGAUUUUCACAGGUAAAUUCUUUAAAAAAACAGGCUCAGCUGAAAAUUUGCUGGCGUUUGUCGGCAGAAAAUUCAAACUCUUUCCUAAUGCUGAGUAUUACCACAAAGUGUUGCUUCGGAACAAAAAUGAAGUGACAAUUAUGAGAAAAAUGGUGUGAAAGAUGAUUUCAACUAAAAGAAAAACGUGUUCGUCACAUCAAGGGACAAUUUUCCUAUUAAAAAAUAUUGCACCGGACGCAAAAGUGUCAGAGUUCACCUGACAAGGAUUUGAAAUGUAUUUUUAACAAAAGACAUUUUCCUCGGUAUUUCAAAACAGCAUAUCAAUAUCUGUCCUAUAGACUGAGUAAAACUAAAAUGUUGAUACAGCCGACAUGCUGAGAAGUAAUAAAAAGCAAGAAUAACUGAGUAAAACUAAUCGAUAUCUCAGAUAUAGAGUGCUAAUUCCUGCAUUCCUGAACCCACAGAUGAUGAAUUAUGCUCUGACUGUGUAAAUUAUCUCUGACACGUUCUGCAUUGCAAAGCUGAAGUGGUGGUAGAAUUUACUUUGACCAUCCUCUAAAACUGUUGGACAAAAUAAUCUUUGAAGCUCUGUUGGGUCCAU